AUGAGCGGUGGCCUAGUGGUUGCCUUCUUCAUAUUCGAUGCCACGACAUACCGAGAGGACCCCGAAACCGUUGACUUGUCAGUAUCGGAGCUGGCAUUGAACCCACGAAAAGGAGGCCCAAAGAACCUGCCGAUCGCAGAGUACUUCGUCGACGAUGAGGAAGAUGAGGGCAUGCGAGAGGCGAAACACAAGCCAAAGCUGGUCAUCCUGGGGACGGGAUGGGGUAGCGUUGCGCUGCUCAAGGCAUUGAUACCUGGGGAAUACCACGUCACGGUUGUGUCGCCCUCAAACCAUUUCUUGUUCACGCCAAUGCUACCUUCUGCGACUGUGGGCACUUUGGAGUUUCGAUCUUUGGUAGAACCUAUCCGCAAAAUCAUUCGACGAGUCAAGGGACACUUUUUGAAAGCGUCUGCUAUGGACGUGGACUUCAGCAACAAGCUUGUCGAAGUUGAGUCGCAAGACGCCACAGGUGCAAAACAAAGAUUCUACGUCCCGUAUGACAAGUUGAUCAUUGGCGUGGGAUCAACUACCAACCCGCACGGCGUGAAGGGUCUCGAGCACUGCCAUUUCCUCAAGGAUAUCACCGAUGCCCGCAGAAUUCGAAAUGCUGUCAUUCGAAACCUUGAAGUCGCUUCCUUGCCCACCACACCGGAUGAGGAGCGAAGGCGACUUCUUUCUUUCGUCGUUUCUGGGGGUGGCCCAACUGGUGUCGAAUUCGCCGCAGAGCUUUACGAUAUGCUGAACGAAGAUCUGACCAAGUUCUAUCCAAGGCUGCUGCGAAACGAGAUCUCAGUGCAUGUCAUCCAGUCUAGAGGACACAUUCUCAACACGUACGAUGAAGCUCUCAGCAAGUAUGCGGAGGACCGACUAGCUCACGACAAUGUGGACGUCCAGACGAACGCACGUGUGAAGGAGGUCAAAACCGACAGUAUUUUAUAUACCCAGAAGGACAGCGAAGGCCAUACUGUGACGAAAGAGCUUCCUAUGGGGUUCUGUCUCUGGUCGACUGGCGUUUCGCAAACCGAGUUCUCUCAAAACCUGGCGAAGAAGUUUGAGAAUCAGAACAAUCGCCAUGCGUUGGAGACUGACACCCACCUUCGUCUGGCAGGAGCACCCCUAGGAGACGUCUAUGCCAUCGGCGAUUGCAGUACUGUCCAAAAUAAUGUAUCCGAUCACAUCAUCACUUUCCUGCGAACGCUCGCAUGGGAGAAGGGUAAGGACCCAGAGACGAUGAAGAUCACCUAUCCUCAGUGGUGCGAAGUUGCAAAGCGUGUGAAGACUCGAUUCCCGCAAGCGAACGACCAUCUUCGACGACUUGGCAAGCUCUUCGAGCAGUACGACAAGGAUAAGAGCGGCAGUCUUGAUUUCGGCGAACUUAGCGAGCUGCUCAAGCAAAUCGACAGCAAGCUCACUUCCCUCCCAGCGACAGCUCAGCGCGCCAAUCAGCAGGGAGUGUACCUUGGACGCAAACUGAACAAGCUUGCACAGGCUGAAAUGGGCAUGAAGCUGAACGAUAUUCUCGAUGGCGAUGUCGAUGAAGCGGUUUACAAGGCGUUCGAGUACAAGCACAUGGGCAGUUUGGCGUACAUUGGCAACGCUGCGAUCUUCGACUUCAACGGUCUGGGAUGGGGAGGCGGUCUUCUCGCAGUAUACCUGUGGCGAUCCAUCUACUUCGCCCAGAGCGUCAGUCUUCGAACACGUAUGCUAUUGGCGAUGGACUGGAGUAAGCGGGCACUUUUUGGCAGAGAUAUGAUGAACUACUAA
Molecule: messenger RNA, 1764 nt
Organism: Zasmidium cellare ATCC 36951
Lineage: Eukaryota; Fungi; Ascomycota; Dothideomycetes; Mycosphaerellales; Mycosphaerellaceae
Exons: 2
Coding region: 1-1764 (587 amino acids)
Molecular function (GO): NADH dehydrogenase activity; calcium ion binding
Source: RefSeq, a predicted model, not a curated record